Xiphophorus hellerii (green swordtail) is the source of this 501-nucleotide messenger RNA. RefSeq names its product ribonuclease-like. The transcript has 2 exons. The coding region runs from base 1 to 501 and encodes 166 amino acids. NCBI's taxonomy places the organism in Eukaryota, Metazoa, Chordata, Actinopteri, Cyprinodontiformes, Poeciliidae. Gene Ontology annotation, molecular function: RNA nuclease activity; nucleic acid binding. The record is from RefSeq and is a predicted model, not a curated record. Gene Ontology annotation, biological process: defense response to Gram-positive bacterium; defense response to Gram-negative bacterium; angiogenesis.
AUGACGCUCCACGCUGUUGCCGUCCUGAUCCUCGCUCUCUCUGCAGCCGAGGUGUCCGAGGCUCUGAACUUCUUCCAGAAACACGCCACCGCCUCCGAGUUCGUAAAUACAACCAGCGCCCCGGGCCUGGAAAACAACACGCGCGCGCGCUACGAGAAGUUCAAAAGGCAGCACGUGGACAAAAAGAUGACGGCGCAAAAAUGCACGGCAACGAUGAAACGGAAGAAGAUCUACGACGACAAUAACGUCUGCAAGAAGAUGAAUACGUUCAUUCUCGCUGAUGCCAAGGAAGUCAAGUCUGUUUGUAGCGGUGAAGGCGUUUAUAAUAACGCAAGUCAUUACACGGAGAGCAGGAAGAAGUUCAGAGUUGUGGUUUGUACGGUCAAGAAACAAGCCAGGAAACCCAAAUGUGAAUACAAGGGAAAAUGUCUGAAUGACAGAGUCAUUGCUGUGAAUUGCCAAGAUGGUUUACCUGUGCACUACGCAGGAGAUCACAUGUAA